UAAAUAUGGAACGCACAAAUGUAGUAGGGUAAAAGUGCUUGGAUUGCAAUCAAAUGAAAUACUUUACGCCCAAGGAAUUGAUCAUUUAAUCAAACGAAGUCCAUAAAUGUUUCCUAAUAAAUUUAAUCAAGCUUAGUUUUCCAAAUAUUCACAGUGAUCCAGAAGAAACCCGAUAUGGCGAUAAUGACAGUCCCUGCUUCCUCCAUCGCCGCCGUAAGGAAGAAUCCCGCUAACCGCUUACAUCCAGCCCCUCCUGCGCUGACCGAGGUCUUCGGAGUGCUACGACCCCGCCGAGUUUUCGCCCGAAGAUCGUGGCCGAGAGGAAUUACUCCGGUGAAGAAACCGUCGAGGAAUGUUAUCUCUUCCACUCACUCUGCCUCGGUUUCGUUCUCGGAGGACUGCCGUAAGGAAUUCGACUCCGAUUGCGAGAGUUCAUGUUCUUCGACUGCAUCUUCCAGCCAUCCUACUAAUCCUCGUCCUGAUGAAGAUGAUGAUAUUGGGAAGAAGGAUGUCCCAAUGUGGAAGUUUGUCCCUAAAUCCUCGACUAGUUUUAUUCUUGUCAGAGUUCCGAAUUAGUUUCUUGGUUGUAAUUAAAAUUCUUAGUUCAUACUCCCAUGGUCCGAUUUUUGUGUAGCUGACUUUAGAUUAGUCGUUUAUGAGGUUUGGCUUAUGCUUGAAUUCGGGUAUGCCCACAUGAUUAAACGCGACCUGGGUUCUUGUUUAGAUUAUCGAUAUUCGUUUGUAUAUUUCCGGAUUUAUGUUUGAUAAUAUUAAAUGAGAAGUUUCUGUUCAAU
Messenger RNA from Cuscuta epithymum, 794 nucleotides. The record is from the annotation of a GenBank genome assembly. Lineage: Eukaryota; Viridiplantae; Streptophyta; Magnoliopsida; Solanales; Convolvulaceae.